Rhodotorula graminis WP1 is the source of this 1179-nucleotide messenger RNA. RefSeq names its product glycosyltransferase family 15 protein. The transcript is spliced from 12 exons. The coding region runs from base 1 to 1179 and encodes 392 amino acids. NCBI's taxonomy places the organism in Eukaryota, Fungi, Basidiomycota, Microbotryomycetes, Sporidiobolales, Sporidiobolaceae. Gene Ontology annotation, biological process: protein N-linked glycosylation; cell wall mannoprotein biosynthetic process. Gene Ontology annotation, molecular function: alpha-1,2-mannosyltransferase activity. Gene Ontology annotation, cellular component: membrane; Golgi apparatus. The record is from RefSeq and is a predicted model, not a curated record.
AUGGCCAGUUCCCGGCACCCGUACCUGUACCCGACCACCCCCUUCUCCACCUUUGAAGACAACGACGACGACCACCACCUCGCCCAACAGCUCCUCCCGACCCACCCGCGCGACACCCCGGCCAGGUGGGCAGACCACCCAAGCUCGACCAGGUCCAGCACCAACGGCGCAGGCGCAGGGUGGCGGCAGUGGCAGGGGCGACAGUCGCGCGGCACGCCCGCCUUCGCACUCGCCGCCCUCGCUCUCGUGCUCGUCCUGUUUGGCGGCGCAUCGACCCAGCCCGACGUGCGUGACUACGUCAAAGACCGCGUUGCAAUCUAUGCCGGCGGCCAAAGCUCUCCAAGAGCCAACGCGACCAUCGUCAUCCUCGUCAACCCGUUCAGCAACAUGUACCACGCGCUCCUCCCGACGCUCGAAAACAUCGAGCUCAGUUCAACCGCCGCCUCGGGUACCCCGAUCCAGCUCCUCACGACGGCCAGCUCCCCCGUCGUCACGCCCGAACAAGGCUGGGGCCCGCCCGAGUGGCUCCCGCAAGCCGACAUCGACGAAGGCCUGCGCAAAAUCCCGUUUCCUCUCGGGUACCGAAACAUGUGUCGCUUCUUCUCCAUGUUCCACCACAAGCAUCCUGCGCUCGAGGGCUACGACUGGAUCUUUCGCCUCGACGAGGGCAUCACGUUCCACUGCGAGCUGCACGAGGACCCCUUCCAGACGCUCAUCGCCAACAACAAGACGUACGGCUUCACCAACGUCGACCAAGAAGCCCAGUUCGUCAUCCCGACCCUGUGGCAGACGGCGACGGCCUUUAUGCGCCAGGCGCCGAGCCACUACUUCCCCGCCGGCCGGGACGAGUCGUUCGUGAGCGACGAUGGCGGAAAGACGUACAACCACCGGGUAUACUACAACAACUUCGAGAUCGUCCAUCGCUCGUUCCUCGAGAGCGAGCCGUACCAGGCGUUCGUCAACUACCUCGACCGCGCCGGCGGGUUCUACAAAGAGCGCUGGGGCGACGCCCCGAUCCGCACCAUCGCCGCGUCCUACUUGCUCGACGCGGCCCAGAUCCACUCGUUUGCCAACGUGACUGGGUACCGGCACGACUUGCCGCCGUUCGAGUGCCCCGACUUGCCGUGGUGCACGUGCAACCCGGAGCUGAGCCGCAUGAACGCGCACGGGCAGUGGUGA